This is a messenger RNA of Rhagoletis pomonella (apple maggot), 367 nucleotides long. RefSeq lists its product as uncharacterized. The record is from RefSeq and is a predicted model, not a curated record. The coding region runs from base 5 to 367 and encodes 120 amino acids. Lineage: Eukaryota; Metazoa; Arthropoda; Insecta; Diptera; Tephritidae. The transcript is spliced from 3 exons.
CAGCAUGGACGGUUUAGGAGCAGGCACCAGCUUCGACGAAAGUUUGGAUCCCCCCGGCUAUAAUUAUACGUCGACACCUAGCACAUCGGCAAAGCGCUCCAAUACCUCUAGCGCGGCUCUGCAAUCUUCGGCAGAGAAAAUUGUGGAGCAAAUGGAUAGUAUUGUGGAGUUGCGAAAAGCGGAGAUAACUCAGAAAUCCAAGUUCGAACCCCUUUUAAAACACUUGGAGUCACUUCUGGAGCAGUUGCCGCAAAGCACGGCGAAUAUGUUAGGGGCGAAAUUUACGCAAAUGGCCUACGAGGAGGUUGAAAAGCACCAAACAAGUUGCAGCUUGCUUAAGGACGGCGUAGCUACUGCAAAAGCUUAG